Messenger RNA from Meloidogyne enterolobii, 234 nucleotides. NCBI's taxonomy places the organism in Eukaryota, Metazoa, Nematoda, Chromadorea, Rhabditida, Meloidogynidae. The record is from the annotation of a GenBank genome assembly.
CAAAUGAAAAGAAAAUUCUCAACAAAAAUAAUUUGGAUAAAUAAAAAGCCUGUUCCCACCUUUCCGUCAUUUUUGAGUUAUAUGCUUUGGCGGUGUUUUCUAAUUAAGUUUUAUGCUUGGGAGUGGCUGUCGCGCAGUUCUGCCCUCAAGGCUAUUGUAGAGAGUGCAAUUAUGAAUUGGGCGCUUCCUGAUUCUCUCUCUUUUUUCUUAAAAAAUCCAGCAUUUUUUUACUGA